Molecule: messenger RNA, 2798 nt
Organism: Helicoverpa zea (corn earworm)
Lineage: Eukaryota; Metazoa; Arthropoda; Insecta; Lepidoptera; Noctuidae
Product: dual specificity protein kinase splB-like
Exons: 5
Coding region: 1-2703 (900 amino acids)
Source: RefSeq, a predicted model, not a curated record
AUGAUAAACAUACUUUCUUAUGUGGGCAUGAACAUGCAAUCCGAAGUUUGUUUGUGGUGCCUGCUGGGGCUCGUGCGUACUAUCUUCGACGCCACACUCUUCAAAGUGAACGCCAAUUUAAAGCAGGUAUGGCAGAUGACGAUGCCACCGGAGCUGACGAUGCCGGUGCAGCGCGUGCUGCGCACCAUGAUCUCGGGCGUCAUGCUGGUGCAGUGCUUCACGGUCUACGUGUACCUCGCCUCCUACAUAGUGCUGCUCUAUCCUGUGUUCCUGGAGGAACGUCCAACAUUGGUUUUGCCUUGGCUUCUUCUGGCUGCCAUCAGGAAACUGCUGUGUGAGCUAACGAGCCUGGCUCUCGGGCUCGGUACUUGCGUUCUACUGGGCCCCGCCAGACCGCCAUGCAUCAAGUUCGUGGUUUUCAAAUUCACGUCAAUCAUGCCUGCCUUUUACAUGUGGAUGCUUGUUUUCAGUUACUAUCAUGCUCUCAAAGUGGCGACGGCAUUCAAAACGUUCCCGGCUGUUCUUCCCCCAAACGAUAAUGACUACGGGCUGGAGCUGGCGGUUCGACGGCGACGCACUAAGUCCUUGCUUGGCGAAGAGCAGCUCCGCAAGAAACUAGUUGCACACUUUAACGGGGAAAGAACAUCAAGUGUUACCAACGAAACGUUUAUACGUACUCCGUUAAAAAUAUCUUCAGGAAUAAUAAAUUCCACUGAUAAUAGUAUUGAAGAAGAAGGAUUGGAGUCUGAUACAAUGAAACCGUUGACUAUAUCCACUACAGGAUGGUCAGAUAUAGGUGCAUAUGAGGAUUGGUUCGGGAGCGAAGUUAUGAUACCUCGAGAUACUGACCGGAUUUUAGAACAAAUUGUAUUGAUGUUAUUACGAAUAGGUGCUUAUUUGAAAAAGGAAGGAAUCGAAUCUAUUUUAGAUUCUCAUAAAUUGAGCUCAGCUGUGCCUCCCUCGUGGCAUCAGUUUGAUAAUAUUGAAUGCACGACAAUGAACGCAGACGAUACUGACACGCCUCCACUUGUGGGUAGUAGUAAAGGAAAUAUGGCAUCGUACUUACGCGAAUAUCCACAAAUAUUUAUGAAAAAAAUAAAUUCUGAUAAUCCUCCGACUGAACUAACCAUAGCAUCUUUAAAAAAUGUUCAUAGUCAUGGAGAAACUGACGAUGGCAUCGCAAGCAAAAAUAAAGUUCAGCGUAUCUCAUCUGGAACAUCAAGUGAAACAACAUCAUACGACUUUGAAAAAAUCCCUAGCAAAAAGAAAAUUACAAUUUCAGACAAUACUACUACAGAGGAGAGAAAAAAUACACCUAAAAUGUCGCCAAUGUCUUUGGAAAAAUCCCAAUUAGCUAACGCAGAGGACAAAAUUAAUAAUACGAAAUUGAAUAAACAACAGGAUUCAGAACAACAAUCAAAAACCAAUGACAGUCCAAUAUCUAAUGAAUGCCAAAAUAAUUUGCAUGAAACUAACAUUUUAAGAGACAACAACAAAGAAAAUGUAGAUAGUAAAUCAUCAACCAAUGAUAAUAAUCAAGAUCGUCCACAGUAUCUAUUACACACCGACAACAAUAUAGCUUCUUCUUCAGCAAAUUCUACUGCUUCCGUAGCAACAAACGAAAAUAAGAAUAAAGGUGCAGCUGAUACAACAAAUAUUAAUGUAGCUUCUGAUUUUACAAUAUUAGGCGAAAAUGCUACAGAAAAACUUACAAAUAGCUCAAUGUUAGAUCUGAACACAAAUGAAAAGCAACCAACGGCUGGUAAAAAUGACGGUGUGGCAUGUGUUGAAGAUAAUAAAAGUGGAAUCGUGCAAGAUAACAAAAAUAAUGGUUUGACAAAUAAUAUUAUAUCCCACGAUAAUUAUAAAGGCAAACAACCAUCUGGAAUUAUUAUUUUAGAUAUUGAGAACGUCAUGUUGGUAGAUAACAAAAAUAAAAAAUCAGAGGAAAAUAAAGAACAAAUAUGUAAAAUUGAAAAUGUCAGUGAAUUAGCUCAAAAUGAAACAGACGAUAAAAAUAUAGAACCAUCAAAUCGUGAAGUAUCAAUACAUAAUAUCACUACUGAUUCUUUAGAUGUCAAAUUAUCAAAUAAAAACAUCGAAAAAGAAUCCAAACAUAGUGUGAAUUUGAAUAAAGACAAAAAUAAAGAAUCGCCACGCAAAGAAUUAUCGAAUAAAGAUAAUGAAGAAUUGCCCGACAAUAGGGUGUUAAACGAUGACAGAAAUAAAGUAUCAACGGAUAUUCAAGUAUAUACAAAAGCAGAAACUGAAAUCACUACUGAAAAUGAAAAUGUCAGUGAAUUAGCUCAAAAUGAAACAGACGUUAAAAAUGUAGAACCAACAAAUCGUGAAGUAUCAAUACAUAAUAUCACUACUGAUUCUUUGGAUGUCAAAUUAUCAAAUAAAAACAUCGAAAAAGAAUCCAAACAUAGUGUGAAUUUGAAUCAAGACAAAAAUAAAGAAUCGCCACGCAAAGAAUUAUCGAAUAAAGAUAAUGAAGAAUUGCCCGACAAUAGGGUGUUAAAUGAUGACAGAAAUAAAGUAUCAACGGAUAUUCAAGUAUCUACAAAAGCAGAAACUGAAAUCACUACUGAAAAUAAAAAAUCUAAUGAAGACGAACGUAAAGAAUUAACGAAGGAUUUUUCAGAAAGCAACUCAAAAGAAGAAUGCGUUGCUGAAAACAGUAAAAAAUCAAAACAAUAAUACGCUUAGAAAACAUUAAUGAAAUAGAUAUUUCAGUAACGAAACUUCAGUUUUAGUUCAGUCAACAAACAAAAUGCAACCGCGCAAAAUAAAUU